Cynoglossus semilaevis (tongue sole) is the source of this 5921-nucleotide messenger RNA. RefSeq names its product zinc finger CCCH-type containing 13 (gene zc3h13). The coding region runs from base 182 to 5554 and encodes 1790 amino acids. The record is from RefSeq and is a predicted model, not a curated record. NCBI's taxonomy places the organism in Eukaryota, Metazoa, Chordata, Actinopteri, Pleuronectiformes, Cynoglossidae. Gene Ontology annotation, molecular function: metal ion binding. The transcript has 19 exons.
CUACUCUGAGCAGCAGUAGAAGAAGGCGUGAAUGACGCGCUGCCUCCGCCACCAUGAACGCAGCCGGGACACCCUCUGCUGUUCAUUUCAGACAAUAAGCAUUGUUUUUGCAACAAGUGCUUGAAUCCUUGCAUUGGGCAACAGUAGAUGCGACACCGAAUCGCUAUUCCGGUCCUGCAGAAUGUCCAAGAUAAGGCGGAAAGUAACAGUAGAGAAUUCCAAAACUAUAUCUGACAGCAGCAGCACCACAACAACCAGCAGCACCAGUAACCCUGCCGCCCCCUCCCGCAGGCCCAGUGUGUUUGAAAGACUUGGUCCCAGCACUGGGAGUAAUGCAGCAGAUAGUCACUGCAGAAAUUGGUUAAAGACUGGUAAUUGCAGUUACGGCAACACUUGUCGCUACACACAUGGCUCUCAGCCGCGAGGCAAAGGAUUCAGCUUCAGUCGGUCAUCUGAGAGGCCCACAGGAGAUUUACGGGAGAGGAUGAAGAAUAAAAGACAGGAUGUGGACCCAGAGAACCUGAAGCCAGACCUUGAUGAGCCCACGUCCCCUACAACAAGACAGCGAGACUCCUCCAGAGGCCGUCACCGGGAGAAGGAGGACAUAAAAAUUACAAAGGAGCGCACACCCGCCAGUGAAGAAGAGCCCGCAGAUUGGGAAGCUAGUCGUGAAGACUCUGAUAUUGGUGACUACGACUACGAGUUAUCCCUAGAAAUGAAGCGCCAGAAGAUUCAACGUGAAUUGAUGAAACUGGAACAGGAAAACCAGGAAAAGAGGGACGAGAUUGUCAUUAAGAAAGAUGAGACUCCCACUAAAACCAGAAACACCUCCAUGACUAAACCUUCCCCGGAGCACUUGAGUUCCAAAGAUUCACCCUCACCAAGGAAAUCAGGCACCUCCCCGAAACACAAAAGUGGAACCAAAGGAACUGGGUCAGGGAAGAAAGACAAAAGGACAUCUCUGUCCUCACCAGUUUUAGAAACUACCAAGUCUUCAAAAGGGAGCCAUAGCAAAAAGAAAGGCCCUCGUACUCCCAGUCCUCCUCCCCCAAUCCCGCUGGACCUCCCAGUGACAGGCAAAAAACACAAAGCAAAGCACAAAAACAAGGAAAAAUCUGAGGAAAAGCAGAAGGAAGGAAAGGAUCGGGGAAGAGAUGCAGAAAAACACAAAGAAAAGAAAGAAAAACGCAGAGAUCGCUCGGACAGUUCCCAUAAAGCCAAGCGGUCUGUGACAUCAGAGGAACGUUCUGGGAGUGUGUCGUCUCCUUCCAGAGGACCUUCACCAGCACGGAAGAAAUCCACCUCUCCCAAAUCCCAUAAAACCUCUGUGCUCGUGUCUCCUCCUCGCAGGUCGCCCUCUACUCAUCGUCACCACUCUCCUUCUUCCCACUCUGGUUCCUCUGCCCAGCGCCACUCUCCAUCUCCACGUAGACAGCGCUCCUCCUCUCCUUCUUACCAUCGCAGCUCUGCUGCCGCUGCAUCUACCUCCUCUCCUCAGAGCUCUCACCACUCCAGAUCACCUGUAGUCUCCCAUGAUGCCUCAUCCCCACAUCGGCGAUCUGAAAGAUCAAGUCCAGGGCGCCACCAUUCCAGGGGCCGCAACAGGAGUCGUGGUGACAGAGAGCGGAGUUCUCCUGUCCAUGAACAUAGACACGAGCGUAGAGAUGAGAGCCGCAGCAAACGAGACAAAGAUGGAGGCCGUGAUGACCGAGACUAUGACUCUGAACAGAUCUCAUCACGAGACAUCCGCGAUGACAGAGACUCUAAAGAUGCUCGUGAACGACGUGAUGCUCGUGAUCGAGGGAGAGAGACAACAAGAGACUCUCGUGACCAUAGAGACAUCAGGGAUGUAAAAGACUCUAAAGAGAGUAGGAUAGAAAGUAGAUCGAAUCGAGAGUCCCUAGAGCGACGGGACCGUGAGCGGGAGCGAGAGAGAGAGCGUGAAAAAGAGAGGGAUAAGGACCGAGAGAGAGAAAAGGAGCGUGAAAGAGAAAGGACUGACUCCUACAGAAAAGAGGACAGCUCUCAGGAUGAUAGGACUUAUGGGCGGGGUCAUGGACGAGAAGAUGGAGGAAGAGCAGAAGCACGGGCCGAAAACAGGACAGACAAGGCAGAAAAGAAUGGAAAAGGAAGAGGACGUGCAAAUGAAACAGCAGACAAAGGUUCCAACAGAAGUUCGCGGGGUUCCCAACUGGAAAGCUCCCAUGACACCUGGGAGUCACGCAGCAGUGCAGUACGCGAUCGAAGCGCGGAGAGGAGCGGUGCGAAUGAAAGAAGCUCCGACAGAGGCUCAGACCGAGAUCGCUACGAAAGCGACCGAAGAGAGCACGUCAGAGACUCGUCCUAUGAUAGGAGAGCAGGACAUGGAGAGCGGGAUCGCAGAGACAACAGAGAAAGAGAUCAAAGAGCAGCCAGUCCAAACAGACAUCAGGGGAGGUCAGAGGAGUCGGAGAGGGAAGAGAGGAGGGAGGACCGCAGGACAGAUAGAGGGGAGGACAGACGGGAUGACCGGGCCCGGGACAGAGAAAGAGAGAGAGAAAGGGAGAGGGAGAGAGAAAGGGAAAAGGAGAAGGACAGAGAGAGAGAAAGGGAGAAGGAACGAGAAAAGGAGAGAGAGCGGGCCAGGGAGCGGGAGCGAGAGAGGGAGCGGGAAAGGGAGCAGAGGGAGAGAGAAAGGCAGAGGGAAUGGGAAGAGAGGGAGAGGGGGAGGGAGGAGAGACGGGAGAGGAGAGAAGAGACCAGGGAAGACCGGUCGACUCGAGACGUACGGGAUGAUCGCAAGACGAGUCGGAAGAGGCCCAGGCAGGACAGCAGCUCGAGCCCCCACGCGUCUCCAAAGCAAACAACAAGGGACGCAAGUCCAGCAGACAGCGAUGGCUACAACAGUGGAGAAGAGAAAAGUGAGCGUCUGAUUGGCCGAGGGCAGGCCAAGCUUCACCCACAGCCCCUUCUUCCCAGCCCAGUGUGUCCACCUCCAUCUGACAGUAGUGACAAACAUCGUCUUCUGAGCCAAGUGGUACGACCCCAAGAGCCUCUGUUACGUUCACCAUCACGGGCUGCACCGUCUGAUGACAAACCUACUCGCUGGAAGGAUGAGGAGCGCAGAGGAGGCACCGACAAAUGGGAGUCGCGUAGUCGACAUGAGGAGCCAGAGACCCGAGCAGAGCGCAGCAGAGGAGGCGAAAGACGAGGAGAUCAGACCUCAGACCCACCACUGGAGUCUCGUAGCAGAGGCAGAGACCAGAGAGAGUCGACAACACCACCUCCUUCAGUUCUUCCCACUAGCAGCGAAGAGAGAAACACUGCUGCAACACAGUCCCAGGAGGAAGGCAAAAGAAAAACAAAGUCUCAGAGGAAGGGGCAAAAGAAAGGUCGAAAAGAUGAGGAGGUUGACGUCAGCAGCAGUCUUCCUACUGCAGGGGAUCGCUUCCACCUUGACCCUCCACCGGUGGCUCCUGCAGAAGUUUCUGCUCCUCUGCCAUCUCCCAGAAAAGUGGUCAAAAAGAAGGUCCUGGAUCGGAAAAGAAAACGAUCCCGAGGACCAGAGUCUGAUGUGUCUGAGGAGGAGACAUCAGCUCAUCAACAGCAGGGUAAGAGAAAGAAAGGUCCCAGGACUCCGCCACCUUCUAUGAGGCCUGAUCACCGUGCUACUGUAGACAAUGUGGAGCCUUCUCCACAGGCCAAAGUGGACAACUUCAGUGACUGGUCAGAUGAGGAAGUCAUAGGUCGUGGAGGAGCUUCACUGGAAACACAAGCUCCUCCUCCAGCUCCUACUGAGCCUUUGAGGAGAAGUGGUGGAGCCAGGCUGGGAAGAGACAGAGAAAGGUGCAAUCCUCCAGCCAUCGCUCCUCUACUCUCCCAGGAUCCUCCAAUGCUGCUGCAAACUUUGACUCCUCAGCCACUCAUGUCUCAACCACUGCUCCGUAAACCUCCUCCAGAGCAGGCACGCAGCAGCAGUAUGGGUAGCAACCAGAGCCGGACAUCUUCCAGACGACUGCGGUCACCCUCCAAUGAAUCAGCUCACCGAGAAGAUGCGCAGGGUUCUCGAUCCCACCGUGGACGCCUUCAGGGCAACAACUCGCGUGACAGGGAGAGAGAGCGAGACAGAGAGAGGCAGACUGUCACUGAACCUCCUGUAACAGAGAGGAAAUCCAGAAUUGACCAGCUGAGGAGAGGAGAGCCAAGUCGCAGCACCUCCUCAGAUCGACAGGAUUCCCGCAGCCACAGCUCCAGGCGCAGCUCCCCUGACUCUGAGAGGCAGACCCGAUCCAGGUCUCGCGCUGGCUCUUACGACAGUCGUGAAAGGGAGAGAGAAAGAGACAGGGAGCCAUUUGAUCGGGACAGAAAAGACAUCCGACCACAGCAGCAGCCACAGCAGCAGCAGCCUCCACUGAUCCUCCAGCAGCCGCUGCAACAACGAGACUGGGAAGCUGAACCAAGAGAGUGGCCAAACAGGGGACGAGAGCCCCUGCUCAUGCGUCCUGGCCGAGAACCCAACCUAAGAGAGCGGGACAUCAGGGACAGGGAACGUUUACUCCCCGAGGGACUCAUGCAGCAGCAUGAACGGGAACGAGAGAGGGACAGAGAAAGAGACAGCAGAGGUGAGCGGGGCGGAGAUCGAGACAGAGACAGAAUGUUGAUGAUGAUGGACCUGCCCCAACAUGGGGAUCUUAGGACUGUGGGGCGAGGAGACACAAGGCAGGACAGAAGUGACUAUGAACCUCUGCUGCCAAGAGAAGUCUUCAGUCCACAAGACACAGACAAAACAAGCAACAGUCACCACCUGGGUGUAGAACGGGAACACGAGAAGGCGGACAGCAUUGAUGGAGAGGAUGACGGCAGAGACGACGAUGCUCAGUCAGUGGCGUCUGUAGGGGAGGAGUACGAACCAAUCAGUGAUGAUGAGCUGGAUGUAAUUCUGGCUGACAGCCAGAAAAAAGAGGAUCAGCAGGAUGAUGACAAACUCACAGGUCCUCUGGAUGUUAUAGAUGUGGACUGGUCCAGCUUGAUUCCAAAACAGAAGCAGGAGCAGCGGACACCAGGUGCAGCGCUGCUCCGUUUCACUCCUGCAGCUGUGCUGCUUCGAGCCGGCAUCUCAAAGAGACUCGCUGGUCCUGAGCUUCUGGAGAAAGUCAAGGAUGUAUGCAAGACUGAGCUGGACGACCCGAAAGAUGCUGAAAAAAUGUUUGAGCAUGACCUUGGAGCCCUGAAUAUGGCAGCGAGGAGAAGGCGUGUGGAGAGAGCAGGUUUACUCACCAACCUUGGUCCUUGCUGUAAAGCCCUGUGCGCUCGUAGGGACUUUGCCAUUCGUCGCCAGCUGUUAAAAAAUGACAAGGGCCUCACCAAGCAGUACCUGACCGCGCCUGUAGUGGACAAUGAGCUGCUGCAGAUGAGCAUACGUCUCUUCAGAAGGACAAUGGCAGGUCAGGUCACAGCCCCAGAACGUUCUGACAAUGCCUUGGCACCAGCUGCUGAGGUGUCAGCAGGGGGCAGUAGUAAGCUGAACACAGCUCAGCCUGAGACCUGUCCUGACAGAAAUGGCCUCACAGAAUAAAGGAUGACAGAGUAUUCCUCUUUACUCAACUAUAUCCUUUUUUUUCCUUUUUGUACACAGGCAGACUAUUUUUAACAGGACAAAACACAUUUAGAAAAUGUAUAUCCAUAUCUACAAGUUUUCCGUUGUGCUUCAUAUGUGAUGGAUGAUUUGCAAGUACCGUGCUGGUGGUUGUACAUUAUUUUAGGCCUUUGUAGGUAUGGAUUUCAUUAGCCAAUUAAAAAAAAUAAACCUGAUGUAUUUCACUUUCAUGCAGUAGUUGCUUUGAAAUUGUCUUUUACAUCUGCAUAGCCAUAUUACUUGUUUUGUUUUAUCAGAUUGUGUUGGUUACUGCAACUGUGCAUUAAAAUAACCUGACAUUGAUGUA